AUGUUAUUGGGAAUAUUUUCCACUUCUUCAGUUGUGAAAGAUUUAAUUAUUGUCAUUAACAAGAUGGACCUUGUUGAUAACUCUUUGGAAUUAUUUGAUUUUGUGCGAAUUUAUAUUGAAAAAUCAUUCAAACAAAUGCAAACUUUCAGAAAGACAACAUUGAAAAUUAUUCCAAUGUCUUUAAUGAAUGAAAAAAACAUUGUUCGUCCUUUCGGAAGUCCAUUUGAACAGUAUGAUACCUUUCUUUCGUGUUUAAGAGAAUUGAAACCAUAUCCAUAUGACCAUACUGCUCCUUUUCGAAUGAUACAUUUUGAUACUUAUAGUAUGUAUGGUCUAGGAAGAAUUUGUGCUGGAAAGGUAAUUUCUGGAAUGGUUAGGAAUACCGAAGAGUUUGAGAUUUGUCAAUCUACGCUUCGAAAAACAUUUCAAUGUACAUCUCAAGGGCAAUCUCUAAUGUCUUUCUAUGACAGUCUCACAGUAUCAGUCGCUGGUGAGUUAUUGGCCUGUAAUUUAUUCAGAGGUUGGGCACUGAUAAAUUAUGACGACUACUAUGGUCCAAUGACCUUUUUCAAUCGUUCAGAAACAAUCUGCAAACCAUGCACAUCCUACUUUACUGUAAAAUUAAGUGGACCAGUUUGUAACAUGAAGUUUAAUCAUUUUAUCAAGGAACUAAUGGUUUUCUUUUUUGGAUUUAAGGCACAUGUUGAGUUAAUUUCAAAAUCCAAACCAUUACACAAUCAACAAUAUAUCUAUGCAACAUUUAAGUUCAAAGAUAACGAACCAGCAUUUACCUUAGAAAAGUUUGAUGAUGUUCCAGAAAUGAGUAGAAUUACCCUCUUCCUAAAUCGAGUCAUUGGAUAUGGAAUUGUGACAGAUAUCACAAAUGACAAAUACUUGGCAGAACUUGAUUAUUGUUCGGAUGAUGAUGACGAGUAUAAUGAAGAAGAGAAUGAAUGGUCCAUCGAGGAACAACGUUUAAAAUUAUAUGGCAGAGAAGAGUCUGAUGAAGAAGAAGAUGAAGUGGACGGAGUGGAUGAUUUGGUUGAUCACUUUAAAUCACACUCGAUGGUUUCUACUGGUGAACAGAAGAGAAUUGUUCCAAAGAAUAAGAAGAAGAAGGAACAAGAUGAUGCCAAUAGAAUUAUCAUUGUACAAGUUGAAGAAAAGAAGAGCAAGGAAAACGUGAAUUGGGACUCUGUUUAUAGUAAAUUGGAGAAUAGAAAAUUGAAUCAGAUGAAGUUUACUAUGAAGGAUAUUGAAAGCCACAAAUUGCACUACGAUAAAGUUGAUACCUCUCGUUUUGAAGUGACUAAUAGUGUUGCAGUAGACAAUUCCGACGAUGAAGAUGCUCAACAACGAAGAAAAUUCAAAGUAUUUGAACAAAAAGUUAUCAAACAAAGUGUUGAUCUUUCCCUUGGUAAGAUGGCUGGAUCUGCUCAUGGCAGUCUUGUCUUUUUAUCAGGAGGUGGUAAAUCAGGAAGAAUUUAUUCACAAUUAGUUUGUUAUGAAGUGAAGGAGAAAAAGUGGGUUGACAUGAAGGAAAAUAUGUUUAAUUAUUAUAGAAAACAAAACCUUACCGAUAUGUUAUUCCCUCCUGCAAUAGAAGGCCACAUCAUCCUUAUUUUGGGAGAAUAUUUGAUUUGGUAUGAUUUCAAGCAUACUUGUAUGGCUUUGAAGAAUUACUUGGAAUUGAUUAAACCAACACCUGCCAAUAAGAUUGAUAAGAGUAAUCCACCAAUUCCUGUUUGGAUGAAUGUCUCAGUUGAAACAAUAACCAAGGCAGUUAGAGAAACAACAGGUCAUUCUCUUUCGAAAUCCAAUAAUGAACCUAAGUUCUGGUCUUUUGGUGGCCGUGAUGUUAAUGGAGUUUUAACAAAUCAAUUUGUUGAAUAUAAUAUGGUGAGAAGAACCUUCUGGAGUAAAGUUCAAAAUGGAGUUAUUGAAUUCAGCAUGACUAGAGAUUUGGCAAAUAUUGCCAAUCCAAAGGCCAUCCCUUUACCAAGAGAAAAUCAUGCUCAGUGUACUGUUGGUAAUUCUAUUUUCAUCUUUGGUGGUAAUUAUACCCAAAAGGACAACUUGUUGAAUGAUCUUCACAGAUAUGACAUUGUCAGUAAGAAAUGGAAUGAAAUUGACUUGACCUUUAUUCCACCACCAAUGAGAAAUCACUCCCUUUGUAAUUGCAUUGACCAAUACAUUUACCUUACUGGUGGUAUUUUGCGUGGCAAUACUAUCAGUGAUGUCAUUUACAGAUUUGAUGUAAAGAAUAAUGAAUUUGCAGUCAUCAAUCCAGGAGGUCCAUCAGAGUAUGUCUUGUACGGAAAUGGAAUUACUACUCCAAGAGACUUGCAAUUACCAAGAGCUGAUCAUACUACACUCUACGAUCAAGGUCAAUUGUACAUGAUUGGAGGUAUGACAGAUUAUGCCAAGAGAAGUUAUUGCAAAGAAGUUGUUGUCCUCAAGGAAUGUUCUGAUAUUGGUGUGGAAAAUAGUUCUUACAUUUAUCUUAAGAAUGAAUUUGAAAAACAAGCUAAUGGUGAUCUCAGUGGAUAUGACCUUAUUUUGAAAGUUGCUGAAAGAACCAGUGGUGAAACUGAAUACAUCUAUGUCCACAAGUGUUUGGUUUCAUCCAGAUCUACCUAUUUCAAGGACUUGUUGGUCGGUCUCAAUGAUGUAGAUAUGGUUGAUGGAAAGUCUAUCUUUGAACUCAAUGACUAUCACUUGGAUACCAUGAAUAUUUUCAUUAGAUUCUUGUAUACUGGUGAUAUUAUUAUUCCUGAUACUGUCAAUACUGAAUGUUUGCAAGAAUUAUUGAACAUUUCCAAGUUGGAUAUUGAUCGUUAUGGAAUUAUUCUCUCCGUUUGCGACCAAAAGAGACUCUACUUGGAUAGCUCUACUGCUGUUUUGAACCAACUCAAGCACGAUUGCUCUGCAUUGUAUCAAAAUAUUGAAGAUACUAUGGACAAUUUUAUCAGAGAGCCAUGUGCUGAGAAUAAUUAUGCAGAUGUUACCAUUCAAUUAUUAGAUCCACAUACUGGAGAGUUGCUUAAUGAAUUGAGAGCUCACAAAUUAUUCAUCUGUAGAUCCAAUUACAUCUCAACAGUUUUCAGCUCUGGAAUGGAAGAAACAACCACAGGUGUUAUCAAGUUUGAUGAAAUCAGUCUUAAUGGUCUCUUGAGUGUCCUCAAAUAUUUGUACACUAAUGAGAUUAUUGUUUCUAUUGAACAUGCUGUAGAAGUAUUCAUCUGUUCACUUCUCUUCCAAUUGAACGAGUUGGCCAACUAUUGUAGAACUAUUGUCAUCCAACAUAUUACUGUUGAUAAUGUUUUGGAAUUAUCCUUCUUGGUCGAUGUUUACAAUGACUUGGCUCUCAAGAACAACUGCAUCAAAUGUAUCAGCCAAAACUUUGAAGAAAUUUCUAAGCGUGAUGGAUUUGAAAACUUAUCCUCUGAAAUCAAAGGAGAAGCCAGAACCAGACACUUUGAAAUGGUUAAAAAGUUGACCAAGAUGAAGGCCAAGGAAAGAAUGAAAGUUAAAAAGUAAUUCCUUGACUGGAACAAGCAGAUCGCAACAGAAAGUUUCUGUUGUCUCUGAACAUUUUGUUUUCUGCUUCAACAAUGGUAUUGAAAUAACUGGAUAAUAAUACUCAAUAUUCAAGAGUUUAAUUUUCCUCAUAUUGAUAGAGUAUUAUCUUGAAAACUCUGAACGAUAAAUUACAAAUCAAGUGUAGACUAGGAUGAAAGUGUCUACUGGACGUCUUUUACCGUGCUGGAGCAGAAACAAAAUAAAUUAUUGUGUGAU
Messenger RNA from Naegleria gruberi, 3798 nucleotides. RefSeq lists its product as uncharacterized. Bases 1 to 3540 code for a protein of 1179 amino acids. The transcript has 2 exons. Gene Ontology annotation, molecular function: protein binding. The record is from RefSeq and is a predicted model, not a curated record. NCBI's taxonomy places the organism in Eukaryota, Heterolobosea, Eutetramitea, Acrasida, Naegleriidae.